This is a messenger RNA of Brenthis ino (lesser marbled fritillary), 324 nucleotides long. The record is from the annotation of a GenBank genome assembly. Lineage: Eukaryota; Metazoa; Arthropoda; Insecta; Lepidoptera; Nymphalidae.
AUGACCCGAGGGCGAGGAGGGCGCGGGAGGGUGCGCACGCAGCGGUGCCCCGCCUUUAUUUAUUACGCUACGCGCGGUGCGCUCGGCGCCGGCAACGCCGCGCGGCGGGGCGGAGGCCGCAUUCCGGGCGGCCGGCGCCGGGGCCCGCCGGGCGUAGCUAAAAUAACGCGCCCCAAACUAUCUCGCAAAUCGCCCGACGUCAGUAUCGAGUCACACUUUAAAAUAAGUCAUCUCGAAACUUACUCGAAUUCAGGAGCGAAAGGCGAACACUUGCGUCAACCCCGUACCACUGUCUCUGCGCACUGGCAACAUAUUCACUGUCCG